UCCGAGGACCAGGGAGCCAGGCCCGAGAGUUCGGGCCUUUGGCUGGGGCUGAGAUGGAGUCUGCGGCCACUCCGGACACGCUCCUGGCUGGAGCCUGCGUGCUUUUCACCCUCUGCAUGUUUUCUGCCGGCCUCUCGGACCUCCGGCACAUGCAGACCACCCGGAGUGUGAACAAUAUCCAGUUCCUGCCCUUUCUCACCACGGAUGUCAACAACCUAAGCUGGCUGAGUUACGGGCUCCUGAAAGGAGACAAGACGCUCAUCGUGGUGAACGCAGUGGGAGCCUUUCUCCAGACCUUCUAUAUGCUGACCUAUCUCCACUACUGUCCCCGCAAGCGUACCGUCCUCUUGCAAACUGCUGCCCUGCUCGGUGUUCUCCUCCUGGGCUAUAGCUACUUUCAGCUCCUGGUGCCUGAUUGGACCUCUCGGCUGAGGCAGCUGGGCCUCUUCUGUAGCAUCUUCACCAUCAGCAUGUACCUGUCACCCUUGGCUGACCUGGUCAAGAUCAUUCAGACCAAGUCCACUCAAUGUUUGUCUUUCUCCCUCACUGUGGCUACCCUCCUGGCUUCUGCCUCCUGGACUCUCUAUGGCUUCCGCCUCAGAGACCUCUACAUUAUGGUGCCCAACAUACCAGGAGUUCUCACUAGCCUGAUACGCUUGGGACUUUUCUGGCAAUACCGCCAGGUUCAAGAAAAGAGCUACAGCCUUCUUCAGACCUAAGAAUGGUGGUAAUGGGUAUACCAUACCUAUCCUUUCACCUGUCACCUUGGUGCUGACCUGUUGUCAAAGACUCUUCAGCUAUACCUCGUUGCUCAAACUUCUUAGCCACAAUGGGGUGGAGCAGAAGAAGAAGGAGCUUCUUUGAAAGCAGAGGAACCAAAAUUAGGGCUUUUGUUUGGGAGGAAUUUUCAUUUUUAUUUUUUAGAGAGAUUAUUUUUUUAAUGUGGGGUUGGGAUAAUAUUUAGUUCCAUUCUGUGCCUUAUAAUAAACUAUCACAUACAUACCCUUCCUCUGCA
Molecule: messenger RNA, 1015 nt
Organism: Vombatus ursinus (common wombat)
Lineage: Eukaryota; Metazoa; Chordata; Mammalia; Diprotodontia; Vombatidae
Product: sugar transporter SWEET1-like
Exons: 6
Coding region: 54-719 (221 amino acids)
Biological process (GO): carbohydrate transport
Cellular component (GO): membrane
Molecular function (GO): sugar transmembrane transporter activity
Source: RefSeq, a predicted model, not a curated record